This is a messenger RNA of Acaromyces ingoldii, 1460 nucleotides long. RefSeq names its product DnaJ-domain-containing protein. Bases 118 to 1185 code for a protein of 355 amino acids. The record is from RefSeq and is a predicted model, not a curated record. The transcript has a single exon. NCBI's taxonomy places the organism in Eukaryota, Fungi, Basidiomycota, Exobasidiomycetes, Exobasidiales, Cryptobasidiaceae.
CUUGGCUCACGUAAGGCACCUACCUGGAACGGCACCCUCGGCGACUUUUCUCACCUUGGAGCCGGCCUCCUCACUGACUCUGCUCGAUGGAAGAAGGUUUGGGAGCUCAAGGUUACGAUGAUGUCCGAGGCGCAGCGUCUAGUUGCGACGGCAAUCUGGUCGAGCAGGCCGCGCGUGGUCCCCGUCGUCCGAGCUAGGCCUAAUCUGCCAAUCACGAUUACGCGAACCUAUGCUGCCGUCAAUUCUUCGCCUUCUGCUUCAUCGUCGUCAGCGUCGCAAGGGAAAAUUGCUUCUGACUUUCCUCUUCCAGCGUCUCCUCGCGCUUCACCAUACGAAAUCUUCCACUUGCCCCGGCACGCCACGCCGUCGCAAGUCAAGGCGCGAUACUACGAUCUCGUCAAGAUCUACCACCCCGAUCGGUCCUCUCUAGGGACAACGGCUUCUCGCAGAAGUGCAUCAAGAGGGAGCAAACCAUCACAUGGCGAUUUCCAGCGCGUGCAAGAAGCAUACUCAGUCCUGUCCGACGAGCGAAGGCGAAAGCUGUACGAUGUCUCUGGAAUCGGCUGGAACGAAUCCUCUUCGUCAUCGUUUGGACCUGCUCCGCCAGGUUGGGGAGGAGCUUACCCGACCUCGGAAGCAGAUCGAGCAGCAUACGAGGCCUUCAGCGACCAUCUGAGAAGGUCAGGCUCUUCUGCGUCAAGCUCGCGUCACGGCUGGGAACGCCGAGGUUCACCGGCAGGAGGAGCGAGAGGACACGACAAGUUCGGCUGGCAAUCGUACGCGGGCGAAUCGGGCUACUUCUAUGGCUUCCAUGCUCGAGACAGAGCUGCGCCUCACGAUGGUCUCUACACGACCAACCAUCGCUUCUUCUCCCUCGUAUCCCUCCUCACGUUCGUGCUGGCCGUGGGGCAGUUCAUUCGAUUGAGGCAAGAGAGCAAGAUGGUUGUCGAUCUCGCUGACCGGAAGCACAGGGAUGCAGCCAGGAGCCUGGACGAGGCGAGGAGCAUUGCCAGGAGUGAGAUGGGCCGUAUGCGAUUGGAUGAGAUGCGGAAGAGGCACCGACAACGUCUGAUCGAGGAAGGUCGAGCGUCGGAAUGGGACUUUGAUGGCGACAGCAUCGGUCACGGGGGACCAAGCGGGAAGGAUGCGUACCAAGAAAGGAUGAAGCGGAUCUCUCCUCCGUAAUGUCAGAUCAGAUUCACAAAUCAAGACCUCAGAUUGCCUUGUGACUUCCUGGCAUUGCUCAUUUUGUUGCAUUCCACCAAAGCUGGACUGAAGAUGGGCACUAGUACGGUGGAAUCCUCGACUGAAGCCGUUUGCAAAUGACAGAAGAAGAAAGACACUCGAUGGUGUCAAAUGACAGCCUCAAUGCCAAUCGCGGCCAAUUUCUUGAUUUGUGUGCUUCAAGGUCUGUGUUCAAUGCCCUUGAUUGUAGACGAUGAUGUAGAAGAAUUUACUUG